This is a messenger RNA of Branchiostoma floridae (Florida lancelet), 287 nucleotides long. RefSeq names its product RIIa domain-containing protein 1-like. The record is from RefSeq and is a predicted model, not a curated record. The transcript has 2 exons. NCBI's taxonomy places the organism in Eukaryota, Metazoa, Chordata, Leptocardii, Amphioxiformes, Branchiostomatidae. The coding region runs from base 45 to 272 and encodes 75 amino acids.
ACAGUUCUUUGAUAUGGCAUAGCUUGGCUGUUAUUUGCGUUUGGAUGUUGUUGAGGAAAACAAAGAUGGCGGAAGGUGUGGCGAAACCGCAGCGGGAUCCUCCGCAGGGGAUGGAACCGUUCGAUCGAGGCGCUCUCAGUGAGGAACAACAGGCCAAGCUCAAUCAGUUCAAGGUGCAGACCAGGUUAGGUAAUGAGCGUUAUCUCAGGGAGCAUCCGGAAGUCUCCUGUAUGGUGUCUGGAUUCCUCAGGUACGAACCACCAGAAAUAUGAAGUUGUCUGUGUCGU